Messenger RNA from Aspergillus vadensis CBS 113365, 1207 nucleotides. RefSeq lists its product as uncharacterized. The transcript is spliced from 3 exons. The record is from RefSeq and is a predicted model, not a curated record. The coding region runs from base 200 to 1057 and encodes 285 amino acids. Lineage: Eukaryota; Fungi; Ascomycota; Eurotiomycetes; Eurotiales; Aspergillaceae.
UAUACUAAGUCAAAGAUCAACCUGCUAGGCGAACAAUCACCUUGUUGCUUACUCCUGUCUCUGCCUCCGCUCUGAUGGCUCACAUUGGUCCGUCAUGAUAAACUCUGGGUUGAGCUGCCGAAUACGAGGUCGGCUGACCCCCACUUCUUCUUCCACGCAGGCAUCAACAACUUUCUCGUCAUCAUCAUCACCACCAUAAAUGCUUCGCAAGAAAGAAGUCUACACCAACACUAUCCCCCUCCCCUCCAAUAUCCCCCGUCAACUAGCCAUCGACAUCCUCCACAGCCACGGCGAGAUCAUCUCCCUCAACCCCCUCGUCAUCUCCCACCACCCCAUCAAAGCCCCACGCAACGCUCCAGCAGACGAGUACUACUCAACAUGGUACGAGAUUACUGAGCGAGUGCGCUACGUCCCCGGCACAAUUAGCUUCAGAGGCUGCUUCCACGACGAACCCUGGGGGCUGAAAACCCACACCUACGCACCCAUGGGCGUUGAUCUGCGCAACACAUAUCGCAUUGUGGAGGACCCAAACAAUGACCCGUCACUUGAGCUCGCAGUUACAGAGUCCAUGAGGAAUAAUAAAGGAGGACUGUGUCUGCGCGAAGACGUCGAGAUCGAAUGCAAUAUAACGCUGAUUUCGUUCGUGAAGAGCCAGCUGCGCGCCGCAUCCAAAGUAUUAGUGGAUCGCUUGAUCAAGAAAGCCGAACUCCUCGACGCAGGUGUCUUACAUGGUAUCAUGGAAGACGGGGUGCUCAGGACGUAUAACCCAGCAGAUCGGACACACACCGCCGUUAUGAUGCAGUCGGAUGAACGGUCCCGACGAUCGUCAUAUCAGGUGCCCAUGUCGCCGAGUGAGUAUUCGCGGUCGGAGUCGAUGACUUCACAGACGCCCUAUGCCUUUGCGCAGCAGUAUCGGCAGGAUCCUAAGCAAGGAUUUACGGCGGAAUUACCAGCUGAUACGUACUAUCCCAUGCCGGGACCAGGGAAAUAUAAAAUACCACCAGAUGGAGGAUACCCGGCUGAAUUACCAGCAAUGAACGAGAGGCCUGGAGGGUAGUGCCCUUCGAUGCACACAUGUCCCAUGAUUUAUUGGACAUCGUGGAAGUAUUCUGGAUGAAAGUUUCAGCAUAUUCUAGAACCAUUGCUGGCAUACCCUGCAUUCGCCCCGACCCAUACUAGUCACACUGGACAGAGACCUAUCAACCGA